ACCUGCUGCUCACUUACUGUCAGCGCAGGCUGUCAGUGUCAUUUAGUUAAUUGUAUGUAGUAUAUUUUCCCGUUUAUGGACGCCGAAGAUUUAAUGUAUUAAAAUAAACAAAAAGUGCAGGUUCGACGGUGUCAUUUAGAAGUGCAAAUGUUAGUUUUGAACCCCAGUGCAGUUAGGUGACAGCGAUGCUCUGUGGGAGUCUGAUCAGACAUGCAGUCCUGAACUGCACACAGAAAAUAAGACUGAAGUUAAUUUCAGCAGUAACAAACCGGACAGUGUGCACUGAAACAAGGACCAAAUGGAUCAGACCAACUGGUUAUGACACUGGCAUUAAGACUUUCAACAGUCUCACCAAACAGAAGGAACCUUUAAUUUUAGCAAAGAAGGGAGAAGCAACCUGGUACAGUUGUGGACCCACAGUGUAUGAUCAUGCCCAUCUCGGUCAUGCAUGCUCCUAUGUCAGAUUUGACAUUUUGCAGCGAAUUUUAACCAGACUUUUUGGAAUAAGUGUCACUCAUGUCAUGGUUAUCACUGACAUCGAUGAUAAGAUCAUACAGAGAGGCCUUGAGGAAAACCUCUCACCAUUUGUGCUCGCCAGAAUGUAUGAAGAGGAGUUUAAGAGAGACAUGCUGUGUCUGAAGGUUCUUCCACCAGCUGUGUAUAUGAGAGUUACAGAAAACCUACCUCAGAUUAUAGCUUUUAUUGAAGGCAUCAUCAGAAAUGGCCGUGCUUAUGUCACCUCUCAAGGGGAUGUCUUCUUUGAUACUCACUCCAUCGGCAGUCGUUAUGGAAAGCUUGUGAACUUGGUAAAUGCUGCUGGAGAAACAGAUUUUUUAGGCAGUAAAGAUAAAAGGGAUCCACGAGACUUUGCCCUAUGGAAAGCUUUUAAGCCACAGGAGCCGUACUGGGAAUCUCCAUGGGGAAGAGGAAGACCAGGCUGGCACAUUGAGUGCUCCACCAUUGCCAGCUCUGUGUUUGGAAGUCAAUUGGACAUCCACUCAGGAGGAAUUGACCUGGCCUUUCCUCACCAUGAAAAUGAAAUUGCUCAGUGCGAGGCCUACCAUGAGUGUGACCAGUGGGGAAACUACUUCCUACACUCAGGGCAUCUUCACUUGAAAGGCAGUGCAGAGAAGAUGUCGAAAUCCCUAAAGAAUUAUAUAACAAUAAAGGAUUUCUUGAGGUCCUACAAUGCCAAUGAGUUUAGGCUGUUUUGCCUGUUGAGCAAGUACAGAUCAGCAAUCGACUACAGUGAUGCCAGCAUGAACGAGGCUUGUUCCACCCUGUCCAUCAUCUCAGCCUUUAUCCACAAUGCUCAGGCCUACAUGCAGGGACAUCUACAGUGCCAAAGCAUACAUGAGAGCAGUUUAUGGGAGAGGUUAUCAGAUACUCAGGCCACCGUGCGAACUGCACUCGCAGAUGACUUUGACACACCAAAAGCGAUGGAUGCCAUCAUGAGCCUCAUUCACCAUAGCAACUGUCAGCUUCAGCCUGUUACCAAGCCUGAUGGGAGCUCUAGAAGUCCAGCUGUGUUUGGAGCUAUGCUCUCUUACAUCAGAUAUGUUAUGGAUGUUUUCGGAGUUGAUCUGCUGAACAGAAAGGAGUCAUCCAGUGCUGAAUCGUCCACUAUUUUACACAACGUGGUGGAGCAGCUGGUGCACUUCCGUAGCGAGGUUCGAAACUUUGCUCUCUCUGUGGAGGAUGAAGCCACCCAGGACACUAGCAAUGUGCUUCAGAGAAAGAAACCCAAGGCAGACAGAGUGCCCUUACUAAAGGCCUGUGAUACACUACGGAAAGAUCUUGUACCCCUUGGAGUACACAUUAAGGACAGAGGCACCAACUCAACAUGGGAAAUUUCACAGCAGAAUAAGGAGAACAGAAACAAAGAAAGUUAAAGUGCACCUUAGCACUGUGUGAACCACUCUGGUACUCUGCAUUCCCCCGAAAUACUAGUUUUAGGACAAUCUGGAUCACCUUUUUCUGUUUCCUAGACUUUUACACAAAUAAUUAAAGAGCAUUUAAUGAGGACUGACACUGUAAAUAUGACGUGAAUGAAACCUAGCCUGAUGCCACAGUGACUUCCACCAUCGUCCAUGCUGAUGCGAUUUACCCACAAUAAAUGUUUUCUUUUUUUGUAA
Molecule: messenger RNA, 2135 nt
Organism: Trichomycterus rosablanca
Lineage: Eukaryota; Metazoa; Chordata; Actinopteri; Siluriformes; Trichomycteridae
Gene: cars2
Product: cysteinyl-tRNA synthetase 2, mitochondrial
Exons: 15
Coding region: 186-1892 (568 amino acids)
Biological process (GO): cysteinyl-tRNA aminoacylation
Cellular component (GO): cytoplasm
Molecular function (GO): cysteine-tRNA ligase activity; ATP binding
Source: RefSeq, a predicted model, not a curated record